AUGGAGCACUUGAAUAAUUUCUUGGAAGAUACAUUCAUGCUGGCAGAUUAUACAACAAAAACUGGUAUUGCGUUGCUAUAUGACGAAAUAUCCGAAAACGCCUAUGAAAUCCGACUGAAGCUUACAAAAGAGGUACUAACAAUUCAAAAACAAGAUGUCAUCUGUGUUAGUGGAAGUGAUCACAGUGCAAAUCACAGAACUGUUAAACUUCGUAGACAAACAGUUGGUGGCUUGGGCUUAAGUAUAAAGGGUGGUGCUGAACACAAAGUGCCUGUCGUCAUAUCAAAAAUAUUUAAAGACCAAGCAGCGGACCAGUCAGGAAUGUUAUUUAUAGGAGAUGCUGUAAUACAGGUUAAUGGCAUAAACGUAGAAGGUGCCACCCAUGAAGAAGUGGUGCAUCUACUGCGAAAUGCUGGCGAUGAAGUUACCAUCACUGUUCAGUACCUCAGGGAAGCUCCAUCAUUUCUAAAGCUCCCAUUGGGUUCCCCUGGACCUUCAAGUGAUCACAGCAGUGGCACGUCCUCCCCUCUCUUUGACAGCGGUUUACACUUAAAUGGAAACUCAACAAAUACAGCACCAUCGUCACCUUCUUCACCCAUAGCUAAUGAACCAAAAUAUGAGAAGCGCUGGCUGGACACCUUAUCAGUUCCUUUGUCGAUGGCCCGAAUCUCGAGGUACAAAGCUGGAACAAAUAAAUUAAGAUCUAAUGCAUUUGAAGUACUGGCACUCGAUGGAGUUAGCACUGGGAUACUUCAGUAUUGUUCAACCCAGGAGAGUGUUGACUGGCUGAGAGCAUUAUCAACUAACAUCAAUGAUUUGACACUACAAAAUAUGAAGAUGGCAAAUAAAUGCUGUUCUCCCUCAGAUCAGGUCAUACAUAUGGGGUGGGUGAAUGAGAGGCUCCAGGGCGCAGAUUCCCCUCAGCUCUAUAAAUUCAAGUUCCUGGCAUUGAAGGGUUCGUCAUUCUACAUAUUCAGCACGCCACCGGUUAGCACUCUAGACUGGGUACGAGCUGAAAAAACCUAUAACCUCUGUGAGGUUCUAUUUAAAGUCCACAAGCUCUGGCUUAAUGAUGAUUGCUGGCUACAAGCAAACUUAUAUCUGGGUAUUCACCAAGACUAUGAGCUUGAAGACCAGAGGCCGUAUUGUUUCAGUGUUGUGGUUGGACAUGGCAAGAGUCACUAUUUCAAUGUGGAACUGGGGAGUGACCUGGCAGUAUGGGAGAAAUCAUUUCAAAAAGCAAUUUUUUGGGAAGUUCAGCGAACAGGGUCUAAAACCUAUACAUGUAGCUGGCAAGGAGAAGGCUUGUGUUUCACUUUAGACUUUGCUUCGGGAUUCACCUGCUUUGACAACAAAACAAAGAAUGUCCUCUGGAGAUUUAAAUUUUCUCAGCUCAAAGGGUCAUCAGAUGAUGGGAAAACUCGUGUGAAGCUGCUUUUCCAGAAUACAGAAACCAAACAAAUUGAGACAAAGGAACUAGAAUUUCAAGAUUUGACAGCAGUUUUAAACUGUAUUCACUCAUUUAUAGCUGCUAAGGUUGCCUCUGUGGAUCCAUUAUUUAUUGACAGCCAGAGCAUUGCAAGAAAAUAUACCUACAGUAAUUGAAGAGAUUCUAUGUUGUGAUUAUGACAGAUAAAUUAUUUUCUUAAAGAAAAAAAAUAUUUCAUGCACAAUAUUGCAAUCCCAUGUGAUUUU
Molecule: messenger RNA, 1695 nt
Organism: Zootoca vivipara (common lizard)
Lineage: Eukaryota; Metazoa; Chordata; Lepidosauria; Squamata; Lacertidae
Source: RefSeq, a predicted model, not a curated record